AUGGCCGAAUCAGAUACUGAUUUAAUAAGCAUCCCUGCCAUAGUAAAAAUCUCCGAGGAAAGAUACAAAUCAACCACAUACAAAGCAACUUCCAAUGUAAAUGGUAACGUGUGUAGACCUGUGAUCCUGGACAUCAGAGAGACAUACUUCGGCUCGGAUCUUCACAAGAGAUUCUCUGCUUCUCGCGAUGUUGACCUACUAAACGAAACCUUCAGUAAAUUAUCUGGGUUUCAUCCAGACCCGUAUGUUGUUAAUGAUAAUAAUUCUGAGAAAGAGCAUGACCCCUUAUUCUCUGCUGAGAACCUUAAAAAGGAACUGAGAAAUAUUGCCAGUAAUGAAGAAAUAACAAGAAAUUCGGAGAUCUUCCUGUGUGUGGUGUUGGCGUUUGGAGGGUCUGGGUAUUUCUAUUUACCCAAUAAACAAAAAAGUCUCAAACCUCAAAAAUUCUCAGUAAAUGAUCUGCUGUUGUUCUUCAAAGGAAACAACUGCCCGAAUUUGAUUCUUAAACCAAAAAUUUUCAUACUUCAGAGCUGUAACCCUAACUUAAAGAAGGUAAAUAGAGCCAACUUUGCCGGCGGACUACCAUCUCCCCAGAUAUGCAGAGUCCCAAUAGAAGCUGAUAUUCUUAUCUAUCUUUCAGAAGUAUCAGGUAGAUAUACAGAUGCAAUGAAAAGAGAAACAAAAGAAAAGAGGAACAUUGACCAAACAGCGUGUCAGUUUGUGUACACUCUGUAUGAGGAGGUCAGGAAACUUACUGAUCGAAAAGAAGAGUUUGAAAUAACAGAGUUGAUCAUUGGAGUUAAUUUGUCACUUUGGGGUUUUAUAAAGGAUGGUUAUUACGAGUCCGACGAAGGCUUUCCCUGGAACAUAGAUCCAAAAGUACCAGUGUGUAUAGAUCAGCUGACAAAAAAGCUAGUGCUCACUAAAAGGAAAUCAUCUGAAUAGAAUCCAGAUGCAUAAGGAAUUAUUUUUCAUUUCAGUCUUAAAGCUGAACUUGACUUGUUGCAAUUGGUAUCUCUGUCUACAACUUAGACUAUUUAUGCCUUGUCUCGACUAGAUACAUGUAUAUCCCUGUGAACUUGAAAUUA
This is a messenger RNA of Saccostrea echinata, 1088 nucleotides long. Its product is annotated as caspase-3-like. Bases 1 to 945 code for a protein of 314 amino acids. Gene Ontology annotation, molecular function: cysteine-type endopeptidase activity. Gene Ontology annotation, biological process: proteolysis. The transcript is spliced from 5 exons. NCBI's taxonomy places the organism in Eukaryota, Metazoa, Mollusca, Bivalvia, Ostreida, Ostreidae. The record is from RefSeq and is a predicted model, not a curated record.